CAGCGGCGCAGUUAGAGGACGGAUGUGGAUCAAAGCCGCGAUUAUUACAGAAAAGUCAUUAAAAUAAACAAAAUUAAUUGCAGUAUUGGUGAACGUUGAUCUGCUCUGGUUCCUGUGAGACAGCACAAUGCAGUUUAAUCCACACAUCAGCAAGAACAGGAUCAUUUACACUUUCCCCAAGGUACCCAGUCAGAAUUACCAGUCUGCUCCAGUGCACCCGUCUGCGUGCACACAUUGUUAUGACCCACAGGCGUGUCUGCAGAUGAAGGACGACUGGAGCACCAGAGCUAAACUGGCUUUUAAAGACCGAGCUGCCAGACAGCAGGGACUGGACAGAUUAAAGAUGUCGAAGGCAGUGGUGGUCGGGGACCUUAAUGUGGGCAAGACGUGUUUAAUCAACAGGUUCUGUAAAGACGCCUUCGAUCGGGACUACAAGGCCACCAUCGGGGUCGACUUUGAAAUCGAGAGGUUUGACAUCUCCGGGUUUCCGUUCUCUCUUCAGAUUUGGGACACCGCCGGUCAGGAGAAGUUUAAAUGCAUCGCAUCAGCUUAUUACAGAGGAGCUCAGGUGAUCGUCACAGUGUUCGACAUGGCUGAUAUUCAGACGCUGGAGCACACGAGGCAGUGGCUGAACGAGGCUCUGAUGGAGAACGAGCCAAACUCCUGCUUCAUAUUUCUGGUCGGCACUAAAAGAGACCUGCUGUCUCAGGAGGAGCGACAGCGCACAGAGAGGGACGCGGUGAAGAUGGCAUCUGAGAUGAACGCCGAAUUCUGGUCCGUCUCCUCCAAAACAGGUGAAAACGUGCAGCAGUUCUUCUUCCGUGUGGCAUCGCUGGCGUUUGAGGACUCCAUCCUGAAGGACGGUGAGCUCGGCUACAGCGCCGCACGGAUAGGAAACGCAGACGUUCUCAAAGUUGAAAGAGUCCAGACAGAGGCUCAGGAGAAAGAGAAGUCGUGCUGCUGAUCCAACAUCAAAACAGGAACGGAGCAGAAAUCUGGAAAAACGACCUUAUAUAACGAAGUGUUUCCUCACAGACACCUGAGGGCUGGAUGUACUAAACUUUUGGUCCUCGUUUUAGGGCAAAUUUUGGUCUGAGAUGUUAUUUAUUUGGUUAUGCGCCUGGUUAAUGCGCCAUGCAAGGGCUAAGAUGAAAAUUGCGUCCCUGUUUCUUAUACAUUUCCAAACUUGCGAGCAAAAAGUGCAAAAGUUCAUGUCAAAAGAGCUGCACACUCUUAUCUCCUUUUAUCAGUUCCCCCUGGAUGCCAUUUACAGCAGUAGCUCUGUAUGAUCCUGGAAUAAUGUGUUUGUUUAAUUAACACAUUUAUUUACACAUGUACGAUGAGCUACAGCUUUAGUUCAUUAAAUUGGUAGAUGAAAUUCAGAGGCACAGAGACGCUCCACUCUUUAAGUUUGUACAUCAAGCCCCCGGUGCUCUUGAGUCAGUGUGUUUAAGAUCAGCAGCUGCUGUAUUCAGAAACAUCCAGAUGUUAUCAUGGUAUUUUAUGUGCUCAGUAUUGUGCUUUGUUUAACUGCCUAUAUUAUAUAGAAAUAUUAUGGGAUGGGUGUGGAAGGUUCUGGUAAAGGAUGGUGAACAGCUCACUGACCCUCCGUGCUCCAGCGUAAAGAACACGGCGGUUCUGAAUCAUCUGCAGCCUGGAUUUUAUUUUACUGAAGGUCAGAAGAUUCGACUGUUCUGACCAAUGAUGAUUAUGAAAUAGGUCAAAACUUCUGAAUAGAAAACUAAUAAAACUAAUAAAAUUCAGUAUUUUUUAAA
This is a messenger RNA of Trichomycterus rosablanca, 1775 nucleotides long. It is a transcript of the gene rab36, whose product is annotated as RAB36, member RAS oncogene family. The record is from RefSeq and is a predicted model, not a curated record. Gene Ontology annotation, molecular function: GTPase activity; GTP binding. Gene Ontology annotation, biological process: vesicle-mediated transport. Lineage: Eukaryota; Metazoa; Chordata; Actinopteri; Siluriformes; Trichomycteridae. Bases 128 to 964 code for a protein of 278 amino acids. The transcript has 11 exons.